GAGACCUGGGCAUUUUUUAUCACUUGGAUAAAACUACCGUCCUUCAAGAAGCCCGCAUCUUUAAUGAAACACCGAUAGUUCCAAGAAAAUGUCGUUUACUACUGACAAAGAUCAUUUAUCUAUUGUACCUCGGUGAACCAAUGGCGACAACUGAAGCAGGAGAAAGGCGAUUG
Racocetra persica is the source of this 173-nucleotide messenger RNA. The record is from the annotation of a GenBank genome assembly. Lineage: Eukaryota; Fungi; Glomeromycota; Glomeromycetes; Diversisporales; Gigasporaceae.